UUAAAUAUUGUUGCACAGCUUCCAGAGACAACAUGAUUGGAUAUGUAUUGCUACUUCUGAUGGUUUCAGAAGCCAGCUCCAUUAUCAUCGACGAAGACGAGUAUGUCUGGUGCGAUGGUAACCCGGCGGACAUCUUUUUUCUGGUAGACAGCUCCACAAGCAUAUGGAUCAAGCAUUUCCGGAUGCAACGUGAAUUCCUAAAGAACAUUGUACAACUGUUCCCGAUAGGUCCUACGAAAAUGAGAAUAGGACUAGCUCUGUUCUCCGACCGGUACUAUCGGGUCAUGCGCUUCAACCAGUACAACAACACAAAUGACCUACAAAGAGCUAUUGGACGCAUUCCGCACCUAUAUGGAUCUACCCAUACGGGAACUGCACUCCGGAAACUCCGCACGAGAGAAUUCCCGCGUGCGCGAAAGAACGUCACCAAAAUAGCUGUUGUUUUAACAGAUGGCGUGUCUUUCAAUGUGAAGGAGACAGCUAAACAAGCUGAACUCUUAAAGAAGACCGGCGUGUUCGUUUUCGCUGUUGGCAUCGGUAAGAAGCCGAAAAUGAGCGAACUCCGAAAAAUCGGAAGUGAACCAUCCAAACAGUUUGUAUUCUCUGUUGCUGGGUUUGAAGUUCUGAAUGAAAUCCGAGGAGCGUUGGCUUAUAAAGCAUGCAGAGUAACACCGGAAAAGGUUCUGCCUUACUGUGCUGCACGACGUCCGACCGAUGUCAUGUUUGGUUUUGAAUCAGCUGCGAUGGGCACGUACCGAUCAGCGCAUGUCCGGAACAUGAUCGCUAAUGUCACAGGUUACUUUGGUAACAUGGAUGACGGGACUAUGCAAGCAGGACUGUUCCGGGGAAUAUGCAACGAGAAGGACAUACAUCUAAAUGAAUACAAGUCAAAAGAUGAUUUUGUUUCUGAUUUGCAAAACGCCACGGGGGGAACUAGAGACAUCUUGCACGAUAUGAAGGAUACAGGAUAUGCAGCAGCAUACGGCGGUCGAGAAAAUGCGAGAAAAAUAGCUGUCAUUUUUAUAGACGAUAGUACAUCUGAUCUCAACCGAGUCAUUGAAGAAAUUGUUCAGGCAAGGUCAGAGGGCAUAGAAGUUUUUGUUGUUGCCAUUGGCGACGACAUUGACCUUAAUGACCUUGUCGAUGUCCUUGACAGUCCACCAGAGGAACAUCUAGUCACUGCGUCGACACACAAAAAUCUUGACAACAUCCAGGGUUCCUUCUCCGAUAUGCUUUGUGACACGAUAGAAGAGGAACCCACGCCACCACCUGCAGCAUAGACGCGGUUAUCUCCCUUCGAACAGACUGGUUGCAUUAUAACUCGCCGAUGUCCACGUCAUACUGAUACUCGGCGACUGCCAUUAUAAUUUGUCUGAAAGCGUUAUUAUUUUAUUACAUUAUAAUCUCUCUCACUCUGUUGAAAUUCCUCAUUCCUAUAUCACUUUUUAUGAAUAGUUUUCAAAAAAUAUCUUAAUGAUAAACGAUUAUUGGAUCGACCUAAUACGAUAGAAUUAAAGAAUAUCUUAUUUGUGAAA
Messenger RNA from Pecten maximus, 1535 nucleotides. Its product is annotated as collagen alpha-4(VI) chain-like. The transcript is spliced from 5 exons. Lineage: Eukaryota; Metazoa; Mollusca; Bivalvia; Pectinida; Pectinidae. Bases 33 to 1280 code for a protein of 415 amino acids. The record is from RefSeq and is a predicted model, not a curated record.